This is a messenger RNA of Klebsormidium nitens, 1866 nucleotides long. The record is from the annotation of a GenBank genome assembly. NCBI's taxonomy places the organism in Eukaryota, Viridiplantae, Streptophyta, Klebsormidiophyceae, Klebsormidiales, Klebsormidiaceae.
CAUUGACAAACAGUGAACACCAAGUACGUCUGGUGACCUUGAAACUUUGGUCGAAGGAGGUUUCUCUGCUGAGCAGCAGCUGCCUUGCAACGCCAAUGGUGAGAUUUUGAAUCCUGAUGGCCUGAAGGUUGAGAUCGAGCUUUGGCGCGGGUUGAAGACAGGAUGUGGGCCGAGGACGAUUUGGAGGAGGUCGGGGGCCGCUGGGGUGCCAAUGAGAGGAGCACUUCUGUACGGGCGCGGCCGCAGGAGUCGGCAGUCAGCGAGAAAGCCCGCCAGCAAUUGGGCAGUCGGGGCGCUGGCAAUGGGGAGAAGGGGACCCAUCAGGCGGAGAGAAGCCCCAGGGACAACGGAGGUAGAGCAGCACGCAGGGAUGGAAGCAGAUACGAUUACAGGGUUGACGAUGACCACAAGUAUGGAGGUGGCAGGCGAGGGCAGGGCAGCCCUGGCAGUGACAGGAGGGGCUCGCGGGGGGACAUGCCGCGUGACUGGAUCCCUGACCGGUUCAAUCGGAGUGAGCAGGGCGGGAGGCCCAGGGAGGAUGGGCUAGAAGCAAGGGAGGCAUGGGGUGGCGGCCGUGGACAUGAUGGCCCGGUGCGCGGGGGCGGGCGCGGGCGCGGUCGGCGGGACGACUCCGGGACGGAUGAUUUGCCGGUGCUGUACUCCAUCCACCGGGCGAGCGUGCAGUCGGUGCGGCCCUUUGGGCUGUUUGUCAAGCUGGAGGGCUACCGCAGGAACGGGCUGGUGCAUGUGACGCAGGUGUCGGACCACGAGGUGACGCGCAAGGACGACGCGGAGGACGCCAAGGUGGACGCACUGCGCGGGGUGGCCACCGAGGGGGACCACGUCUGGGUCAAGGUGAUCUCGCUGAAGGAGGGCGAGGGCGGCGGCGGCCCCAAGGUGGGCUGCUCUCUCAAGCUGGUGUCGCAAGCGGACGGGCGCGACCUGGACGCCAACAAUCUCAUCCUGGACAAGCACGAGAGGAAGCCCGCCUGGCAGCAGCCACAAAAGCUGGAGCUGGGGGCGGUGCUGGCCGUGACGUGCACGCGGUGCGGGGGCCGCGGCCAUCUCAAGACCGACUGCUACGCCGCACUUGACACGCACUACGACCUACUGCCAGAAGAGGACGAGGCCGCUCUACCCACUGCCAGGCCAGGCGUUGGGGCGGCCGCUGCGGCAAGCAGGGGGCAGGGAUCGGGGGCUAACGACGUUCCGCUGGGCCGGGGCCGGGGCAUAACCCAGCCAGCCUGGAUGACACAAAGCAGGCCGGAGGGCGGCCCCGUCAUCGGACAGCCAGUGAGAGAAGAUCGAGGAGCGGCAGCCGUUUUACCCGCUCAUAUUGGCACUGUCGAGGAAGCUCUGGCGGUGAUUGAAAAGUUGAAAAAGGAAAAGAAAGAGCGGAAAGCGGAGCGCAAAGAGCGGCAGAAAGCAAAAGAAAAGAGGAGGCGAAAACGAAGGAAAGGGGGCAGCAGCAAUGAGAGCGAGAGCGAGAGCGAAAGCGAGAGUGAACGGAGGAGGAGGAAGAGGAGAAGGAAAGAAAGAAGAGAACGCAAAAGGAAGCAACAAGAGGGGUCUGAGAGUGCUAGUGACAGCGGCAGCGGUGAGUCCUGUGGAAAGAACGAGCGAGGACAGAAGCAUGAAGGCAGGGGCCGGAGUCGCAAGAAAAGCAUGGAUGGCUGAUUAACUAAACCGACGAUGCGAGUCGACUCGCAUGCAGCGAGCGUCACGAUCAUUCGAAAAGCCGUGUUUACGUGGGCCAAGGGCCGUGAGGGGCCGUAUGUUCGCAUAUACAUAAGCAACUAGUGGGACGAUCCAUCCCAAGCCUGGUCUCCGAAGCCGAUGUCGUAUACCUUCCAUUGAUGCUAGAUC